Messenger RNA from Hippocampus comes (tiger tail seahorse), 1917 nucleotides. RefSeq names its product nuclear transcription factor Y, alpha, like (gene nfyal). The transcript is spliced from 10 exons. NCBI's taxonomy places the organism in Eukaryota, Metazoa, Chordata, Actinopteri, Syngnathiformes, Syngnathidae. Bases 149 to 1216 code for a protein of 355 amino acids. Gene Ontology annotation, molecular function: DNA-binding transcription factor activity; DNA binding. The record is from RefSeq and is a predicted model, not a curated record. Gene Ontology annotation, cellular component: CCAAT-binding factor complex. Gene Ontology annotation, biological process: regulation of DNA-templated transcription.
CCUCCCCCGUUCCCCCGACUGGGUUGCUUCAUUUGCGGCCAUUUUGUUCGCUCACUUUGUUGAUUGGGCUUUAGCGAGCUGUACUGGAGCCAAUCAGAGGGAAACCGGACAGCGGCGACUACACGAACGGCGUGUUGGUUAAGAGGCGAUGGAGCAGUACACGGCUGCCACCACGGCGACCGGAGAGCAGAUCGUAGUGCAGACUGCCAAUGGACAGAUCCAACAGCAGGCCCAGGGCACAGUGACGGCUGUGCAGCUGCAAACGGAGGCGCCCGUGGUGACGGCCUCGGGCCAGCAGGUGCAGACACUCCAGGUAGUGCAGGGGCAGCCUCUGAUGGUCCAGGUGAGCGGCGGGCAGCUCAUCACGUCGUCCGGGCAGCCCAUCAUGGUGCAGGCCAUGUCGGGGGGUCAGGGUCAGACCAUCAUGCAGGUUCCCGUGUCCGGAGCUCAGGGGCUGCAACAGAUCCAGCUGGUGCAGCCCGGUCAGAUCCAGCUGCAAGGUGGUCAAACUUUGCAGCUCCAAGGUCAGCAGGGCCAGCCUCAGCAAAUCAUCAUCCAGCAACCCCAGACGGCCAUCACUGCCGGACAAAACCAGGGUCAGCAGAUCAGUGUGCAGGGCCAACAAGUGGCUCAGACAGCUGAUGGCCAGACUAUUGUCUACCAGCCAGUCAAUGCGGAUGGAACUGUCCUGCAGCAGGGAAUGAUCACAAUUCCCGCCGCCAGCUUGGCGGGCGCCCAGAUCGUGCAGGCGGGAGGCGCCACCACCAACACCAGCAAUAGCCAAGGCACUGUGACCGUCACCCUGCCCGUCUCUGGCAACAUGGUCAAUGCAGGUGGAAUGGUCAUGGUAAGACCCAGUGUUGAGAUGGUGCCGGGAGGUGGCGCAGUGCCCACAAUGCAGCGGAUUCCUCUGCCGGGCGCUGAGAUGCUGGAGGAGGAGCCCCUUUAUGUGAACGCAAAGCAGUACCAUCGCAUCCUGAAGCGACGCCAGGCCCGAGCCAAGCUGGAGGCCGAGGGCAAGAUCCCCAAAGAAAGGAGGAAAUACUUGCACGAGUCUCGCCACCGUCACGCGAUGCAGCGUAAGCGAGGUGAUGGAGGGCGUUUCUUCUCACCCAAGGAAAAGGAAGAAAUGGCGCUGGCGUUGGCACAGCAACAGCAGGAAGCGGCACAGGUGGCGGCCGACGAGACGGUGGCUCAGAUGAUCCGAGUGUCAUAGCGUGACUACGCUUGACUCUUUAUCCCAUCGGUCAACGACCGGUGCACUUCUCCUCGACUUGCCAUUUUCAGCUUCCGGCCAGCAGGAGCAGCAGCGACAACCCACUUUUUUGGAACUUCUCAUUCUUCAUUUUUGUCCUUCCAUUGGCCAAACAUUUUUGGCGACUAUUUUCCCCCGGACUAAAAUGCUUACACCUUCUCUCCUUUUUUUUUCUUCUUCUUUUCAAGCCGUAUUGAAGAAAUGCUUCCUCUGGCCAAAUAGCACCUGCUAUUUAUUUUCUCCCUGGACUGAAGUUCUGGUUACUGCUCCUUUCAGUGCCGAUAAUGAGUAAUGACAUUUAACUGGUACAGCCUUUUUUUGGUCUUUGAACUUGUGAAUGCAUAUGUUGUGAUCCUCCUUUGCCUUGACAACCCCCACAUAAAAAUGAACUCCUGUGAAAAUAUAUAUGACCCCCCUCAACCCCUUCAGUGUACUUAACUAGUUUGUCGGCUUUUUUGGACACAUUUUAUACAAUGUUGUUAUGGUUUGUAUUUGUAGGGAAAAUGUUCUAUCCACAAGUGUUUUUUUGAAUUGUACAUUUUUACUCAUCAAAGGAAACUUUUUUUUUUUUUACAUGAACCGUUUAUUAAAAAAAAUGGUUGCUCGCCUAUUUAAUUAAACUGCAAUAGUUCACUUGUGUGUGAGUAUUGCUUGUAUUUAAA